Messenger RNA from Choloepus didactylus (southern two-toed sloth), 1787 nucleotides. RefSeq names its product odd-skipped related transciption factor 2 (gene OSR2). Gene Ontology annotation, biological process: urogenital system development; embryo development; regulation of transcription by RNA polymerase II. The record is from RefSeq and is a predicted model, not a curated record. Gene Ontology annotation, molecular function: RNA polymerase II transcription regulatory region sequence-specific DNA binding; DNA-binding transcription factor activity, RNA polymerase II-specific. Lineage: Eukaryota; Metazoa; Chordata; Mammalia; Pilosa; Megalonychidae. Gene Ontology annotation, cellular component: nucleus. Bases 398 to 1336 code for a protein of 312 amino acids. The transcript has 4 exons.
GAGGCUGGGGGCUCCGACUUCACCCCGAGUCCGCAUCGAGAGACUCGCUGAGACGCGGGGCUCCGGGCGAACUCUGAGCGUGGUCUCCAAGCACUCCCGGUCUUUACACUUCCGCGUCCACACACUCCAACACGGGAGAGGAUCCGCGCUAGCUUUCGCUGCUCGCUGUCCCCCAGAUCAUGUCCUCAGCUCCCGGGACUCCGCGUGGAAAAAGAAGUUUGCCUCGCGUGGACCCAAUGACCCUGCCAAGCCGCGCGCCUGGUUGCCUGGACCUGGUCUGAGCUGCGCUGCCCAGGCGGACCUUUCUGCGGAAGGGCUUUAUCUCAACCUCACGCCCGCCCGCCUCUGAGUCCUGGAAGAAAGGGGCGGCCUCCUCUGCCCCGCAGCACCUCGGAAGAUGGGGAGCAAGGCCCUGCCGGCGCCCAUCCCACUCCACCCGUCGCUGCAACUCACCAAUUACUCCUUCCUGCAGGCCGUGAACACCUUCCCCGCCGCUGUGGACCACCUGCAGGGCCUGUAUGGUCUCAGCGCCGUGCAAACCAUGCACAUGAACCACUGGACACUAGGGUACCCCAACGUACACGAGAUCGCCCGCUCCACUAUCACCGAGAUGGCGGCGGCGCAGGGCCUCAUGGACGCGCGCUUUCCUUUCCCGGCUCUGCCCUUUACCACUCACCUCUUCCACCCCAAGCAAGGGGCCAUUGCCCACGUCCUCCCAGCCCUGCACAAGGACCGGCCCCGUUUUGACUUUGCCAACUUGGCGGUGGCCGCCACGCAGGAGGAUCCUCCCAAGGUGGGGGACCUGACCAAGCUGAGCCCGGGGCUGGGCAGCCCCAUUUCGGGUCUCAGUAAAUUGACUCCGGACAGAAAGCCCUCCAGAGGGAGGCUGCCCUCCAAAACGAAAAAAGAGUUUAUCUGCAAGUUUUGCGGCAGACACUUUACUAAAUCCUACAACCUGCUCAUCCACGAAAGGACCCACACAGAUGAGAGGCCUUACACGUGUGACAUUUGCCACAAGGCCUUCCGGAGGCAAGAUCACCUGCGGGAUCACAGGUAUAUCCAUUCCAAAGAAAAACCCUUCAAAUGUCAGGAGUGUGGGAAAGGAUUUUGUCAGUCUAGAACUCUAGCUGUGCACAAAACUUUACAUAUGCAGGAAUCUCCACACAAAUGUCCCACAUGUGGAAGAACCUUUAAUCAGAGAAGUAAUCUGAAAACUCACCUUCUCACCCAUACAGACAUCAAGCCCUACAGCUGCGAGCAGUGUGGCAAAGUGUUCAGGCGAAACUGUGAUCUGCGGCGGCACAGCCUGACUCACACCCCGCGGCAGGACUUCUAGAGAAGCCCCGGAUCUGUCCCGUGCCGCCGCCUCUCCCCUCCCCAGACUCCUCUCCACGCCUCCCACCCAGGGGUUCAACCCCCAAAUCCCCACUGACCCCAGCUCUUCCCUUGCUGCAGCCGCACCUGCAGCUCCAAGGAGUUAACUCUUCUGGAGGACUGAGAACUGUAGAAAGCCACACACGUACAUCCCUUCACAAAGAGCAUACGCUAGUUUCUUGUAGAUAUUCACAGCUCAUUUUAGAGCUCUGUACAUAAUGUUGUGGGUCUUUGUUUUGUUGUUGUUGUUUUGCAUUUUGUUGGAUGCCCCUAGCUAUGGAAAAUGGAAGCCAACUUUAUCUUUAAAGACUGUAUUUCAAAAUAAAACGUUUUGUUUGUUUGUUUGUUUUAACCCUCCUGCAAAAAGUGUCUUGCUAUUUAACUUUUUUCCUCUGGAUUCCGGAAGAGUAGUC